UGAAGGACGACCCAGAAGGCAGACUUCUCACUGAGGAGCCAGGGCGUCACUCCAGGGGUUGAGAACGGGAACGGGAAUGGGAAGUAUCCCGAGCAGCGUGAAAAUCCAGCUGCUGGACAGGCUGAGAGGAAGAGCCAAUCACAGGACAGUGGCGAAUCUGGUGGGGAAUGGCGUUGGGCCUACGUGUUCUCAAACCCUUACGGCAACGUUAGCACCAAGCACACUGUGCACGAGAGGGGAGUUUGUUUACCGCGAGGAAAUAAACAUCAUUUUCUUUUAUUAGUUUGUUUUAUUUUAAAUGGCUGCUGCUUCCUGUGGAAAGGAAGGAGGGCACAGAACAACCGCACCACCUUCACCAUCAACACCAACAAGGAAAAACUUCAGCUCUGAUUUUUUCCUGGCAACAAAGCUGCAGGCAAAUAGUGCGAGCUCCAUGGCUCUGACUGAGGCUUCUAUCAAUGUUCUUCCCCUAAAUAGUGGUGGACUUCCUCAAAGCAUGAGUGAUCCAACACCAAGCACGCCUGCCAGCUCUGUCGCCGAGUCUCCACCGGAUAUCGGUGAGAACACUGAGCAGAACGCGAGAACAGCGUCUAAAACGGAUCCACCUAGCCCAACCUGUGUCAAACAGAACUGUUCUAUCCAACCUUCAUCAUCCUCCUCAGCGUUCUCGUCACGGUUCAAGUCUCCGAUGUUACCCUGCACUCUUCCGCAUCAUCCUUCUGCCUGCUGCCCAUUUCAAGAGCCGGAAUGCUGUAACGGGAACCAGCAGGAAGGCAGUCUCUUCCAGGGCUCACUCCAUGCACAGAGGGCUCUUCACAUGGGCCCAUGUUGUGUCCAGGGGACACCUAGCUUCUGCAUGCAGCACCGGUGGCAGGAGCGUUUCCAGAACCAACCAAACAUGGCCACAUUCAGCCCUGCGCGACCAUUCCGGUUCCCCAAAAGUUAUGCCGAGCUCAUUGCUGACUGGCCUGUGGUGGUCCUUGGUGUAUGCACCAUACUCAUUGUUGUCUGCACGUUAGUAGGUGUCCUUGUGCCAGACUUGCCCGACUUCUCAGAUCCAUUAUUGGGCUUCGAACCAAGGGGCACUGCAAUAGGUCAGAGGCUUGUCACAUGGAACAAUAUGGUGAAAAACACAGGCUACAAAGCCACCUUGGCCAACUACCCCUUCAAAUAUGCAGAUGAGCAGGCCAAAAGUCAUCAAGAAGAGAGGUGGUCAGAGGAUCACUCUGAAAGAGAUAAAAGACAAGCAGAAUGGGACUUCAGUAAAGACAGUUUCUUCUGUGAUGUUCCAGGUGACAGCUACUCUAGAAUUGUGUUUACCUCUGCUGAAGGGAAGAAUUUGUGGAAUGUACAUGCUAUAAAAUCCAUGUGCAAUUUCGACAAUACGAGGGUUCGUUCCCACCCACAGUACUGGAGUUUGUGUCAGCGCGCCACAUCUGCCUCUUGUUGUCCUAGCUGGACCCUUGGAAACUACAUAGCUGUGCUCACCAACAGGUCAUCCUGCCAAAAAAUCACAGAAAGGGAUGUUUCACUUACCUUAAAGGUCUUGCGCUCCUGUGCCAAGUUCUACUACAACGGAACGUUAGGUCCGGAGUGUUGGGAUGCAAACACCCGCAGGAAAGACCAGUUCAAGUGUGCGAGUGUGCCAAGGAAAUGCACAAAAUACAAUGCUGUAUAUCAGAUCUUACAUUUUUUAGUGGACAAGGAUUUCCUUAACCCAAAGAACAUUGAAUUUCAUCCCCCUGAACUAAAAUACAGCAUGUUGUUUUCUCCCACAGAGAAAGGGGAAAGUAUGAUGAACAUUUACCUGGACAACUUUGAGAACUGGAACUCCACAGAUGGUAUCACCACCAUCACUGGCAUAGAGUUUGGCAUCAAACAUAAUUUGUUCCAGGACUACCUUCUUACAGAUACUGUGUAUCCUGCAAUAGCAAUUGUGAUAGUCCUCAUAGUUAUGUGUGUAUACACAAAGUCUAUUUUUAUCACCAUCAUGACCAUGUUUGCCAUCAUCAGCUCCUUAAUCAUCUCCUAUGUACUUUAUCGGGUUGUCUUCAACUUUGAAUUCUUUCCCUUUAUGAACCUUACAGCGUUAAUUAUCCUUGUUGGAAUUGGCGCAGACGAUGCAUUCGUGUUAUGCGAUGUCUGGAACUACACAAAAAUUGACAAGCCAAACUCCGAGCUCUCGGAAACUGUAAGUGUCACACUUCAGCAUGCUGCUCUUUCGAUGUUCGUCACCAGCUUUACUACAGCCGCUGCCUUCUAUGCUAAUUACGUCAGCAACAUUACAGCCAUCCGCUGCUUUGGCGUCUACGCUGGCACUGCUAUCCUGGUCAAUUAUGUCCUCAUGGUUACCUGGUUACCAGCUGUAGUGGUUCUUCACGAGAGAUACCUGCUUAAUAUCUUUAUGUGCUUCAGGUCACCACAUCAAACCACAAGCUUUUUCAAGAGCAUGUAUCAGAAUGCCAGCAAGUGCCUGUUUACUCUAUCAGAGUGCUCGCGCGUUUUCUUUGAGAAGGUAUUGCCGUGCAUCGUAAUCAAGCUGCGCUACCUGUGGCUCUUUUGGUUCCUGGUCAUGACUGGUGUUGGAGCGUAUAUCGUCUGUGUAAGCCCUAAAAUAAAACUACCUUCCUUAGAGCUGUCAGAAUUUCAAGUGUUUCGCGCAACACAUCCUUUUGAACGUUAUGAUGCAGAAUACAAAAAACUGUUCAUGUUCGAACGUGUCCAUCAUGGAGAAGAUCUCCACAUGCCCAUCACAAUAAUAUGGGGUGUCAUUCCAAUAGACAGCGGUGAUCCCAUGAACCCCAAAAAUAAAGGCAAACUGACACUCGACACCAGUUUUAACAUCGCCAGCCCUGCCAACCAAGUAUGGAUUCUCAAUUUCUGUCAGAAGCUUAGGAACCAAAGCUUUGUGUUCCAGUCUAAUGAACAAGAUUUCACCAGUUGCUUUAUGGAGACUUUUAAGCAGUGGAUGGAGAACCAAGACUGCGACGAGGCUCGAGUCUACCCGUGCUGCAGUCAGUCCACGUUCCCUUAUAAACAGGACGUUUUUGAGUUGUGCAUCAAGCGAGCUAUUAUGGAGCUGGAUCGCAGCACUGUCUAUCAUUUGGACAGUAAAACUCCAGGGCCAAGAUUUGACAUCAAUGAUACAAUUCGUGCCAUCGUGCUUGAGUUUCACAGUACAUAUCACUUCACCUUAGCGUAUGAAAAAAUGCAUUUGUUUUACCAUGAGGUGGAUUCCUGGAUCCAGGAAGAGUUGAAGAAUGCUCCAGAUGGAUUAAGCUAUGGUUGGUUUGUCAGCAAUUUGGAAUUUUAUGACCUACAGGAUAGUCUGUCUGAUGGAACUCUUAUCGCCAUGGCACUGUCAGUGGCGGUUGCUUUCAGUGUUAUGCUUUUAACUACAUGGAAUGUCAUUAUUAGCCUUUACGCCAUUAUCUCUAUCGCUGGAACUAUUUUUGUAACUGUGGGGUCAUUGGUGCUCUUGGGGUGGGAACUAAAUAUACUAGAGUCUGUUACCAUCUCAGUGGCUGUAGGGCUUUCUGUAGACUUUGCAGUCCAUUAUGGUGUAGCGUACCGGCUUGCUCCAGAGUCUGAUAGGGAAGGGAAGGUGGUUUUUUCAUUGAGUAGAAUGGGUUCAGCCAUUGCCAUGGCAGCACUCACUACGUUUGUUGCUGGAGCGAUGAUGAUGCCAUCCACAGUGCUGGCUUACACCCAGCUAGGCACGUUUCUGAUGCUCAUCAUGUGUAUCAGUUGGGCUUUUUCAACCUUCUUCUUUCAGUGCCUGUGUCGCUGUAUUGGUCCACAGGGCACGUGUGGACAAAUCCCUAUGCCUAAUUUGUUUGCAAAGUGUCAUGAUUUUAAAGCAAGAACUUCUGACUCUUCGGCCACGUACCACGAAGGUAAACCCUGCCAGACGAGCAAGUACCAGUCAGAGACCAGAGGACAGGUGGUAGAGUAUGAGCUUGAGCCAUUAGCAAGUAAUGUUCAAACAGAAUGUAAUCAUUUAACAAGUGAAAGUGCUCCUCAACAUGCAUCAUGUUGUCUGUUGAAAAACAGAACAGAGUGUGUAAAAGAAAAUUCUGUUCCUAAUGGCAUGCCACAAACAGAUCAUGCAUAUCUGCACAGUUGCUCUUAUAAUACAGGUUGUACCUGUUGCCAUCUUUUGUCCCAGCACAAAAUGUGCAGAGAGUGGACCCAUCACCACAACUGUAUACAAGAUAAAGAGUGUCCAUGCCCAGCUUCAGAGUUUGCUUCAACAAGGAAUCAUGUUGCCAAAGAUCAGUGCUUUUUCUCUCCCUUGAUGCACACUACAACCAUCAAUCAUGAUGCCAAAAAUGUCCAGUUUGUUCCUACCCAUUUCCACAAGUGCUCUGAUGCUCCAACACCAAGAAUUAGCUCUCCCAAAAAGCAUGGCUGCUACCUUAGGGAUUGUCAUGUGCACACAUUGCACCAUCAGUCACCGGACCAUCCACCUAAUGAUUCAGGGGCUGAUGGAUCCCGCUUAACCAGUCCAUGUAUACUUCCACCUGAUUCCAUAAAUGCUCAAAUGCUUUCCACACACAGAGACUGCAUGAUUAAUGAUGGAACACACAAAUCAGAAGAUGCAUCAUUUAAUCACAUAAAAAGCAAGGUGGCGAGUUCUUCUCUUUCAGUGCAAGAUUACAGUGAUAAACAUAUAGUGGCUCCCACCAUGUUUGACAGAAGUCUUCAGUGCAAAAAGAACAACAGAACCACAAGCGAAGACUCGCCUAAAAGAGACAAUUACUUAAACGGCACUAUAAAAGUAAACUGCAAGCCAAAAACUAAUGACCCUAAUGGUCAAGUCCUUCCAUUUAACACUUUGACUUUAUCUGAAACUUUAUGCUGAUAAAGCGAAGAGAACAUGAGCUUAUACAUCGCUACUGGACCCAUACAUGGUGUUUCUCUGCAGUUAAAUUGAAUUGUAAACUUAUGCAACUGCUGUUUGUUGUGUGUCCUGUAGAAAUGUACAUUCUUGAAUCAUGAACUUCACAUGGUUCUUAUUGCCCUUUUUUGCUAACGAUUUGCUGUUGAGAUAUUCUCAAAUGAACAUGACCUUAGAUACUGUCAUUUCUGAUAAUGUUACUAACUUGUGUUGAAAUGUAUAAAGUGUUUAUAAGCAAGAUGGAUUAUCUUAUUAACUUGAUGGCGAUUAAAAAGAAAAAAAAAAGACUGUCUGC
Clarias gariepinus (North African catfish) is the source of this 5195-nucleotide messenger RNA. It is a transcript of the gene disp1, whose product is annotated as dispatched homolog 1 (Drosophila). Gene Ontology annotation, cellular component: membrane. The record is from RefSeq and is a predicted model, not a curated record. The coding region runs from base 299 to 4864 and encodes 1521 amino acids. The transcript has 8 exons. NCBI's taxonomy places the organism in Eukaryota, Metazoa, Chordata, Actinopteri, Siluriformes, Clariidae.